Cyphomyrmex costatus is the source of this 1622-nucleotide messenger RNA. RefSeq names its product alpha-tocopherol transfer protein. Lineage: Eukaryota; Metazoa; Arthropoda; Insecta; Hymenoptera; Formicidae. Gene Ontology annotation, cellular component: membrane. The record is from RefSeq and is a predicted model, not a curated record. Bases 476 to 1555 code for a protein of 359 amino acids. Gene Ontology annotation, molecular function: phosphatidylinositol bisphosphate binding. The transcript is spliced from 4 exons.
GAGACUCAAGCUACGUUCGCGCUGCGUAAUUGCGUGGCAUUUAAAUAUCAUCGUCAUUCAAGGACACGUCCCACGGUCAAUAUUAGCCGCAAGAAUAAAAGUUUGAGUCAGCGUUGAGUCAGUAUUGAGAGAUCCGGCGGGAUCAUUGUUUGCCUUCUGCUGUACAUGCACCGGUUGCCCAUAGGCAACCCGCACCGCCCGCACGCAACGCAAACACUUGCACGCACACACAUAAAUACGUACACGUAUACGUUUAUCUAUCCCCCAUAUAGAUGUACUUGUUCAAGAAUAUCGGUAGAAGGAGGUUAUCUGGUAAAGCUGGAGACAGGCGGUCGGCCAAUAUAGUUGUGCGAGCGACAGCGCGAUCCACGACUGAAUGAUCGCAUGAUUUCGCUUUUCCGCGAACGAGUUACGAUUCGGGAAUUUCGUAGAUAUUAAAUGAAAUAGAUCAUCGAUCUAUCUGCUGGGUGAUAUCAUGCCGCAGGAAAACGAGAAGAGCAGCAACUGUAUCGAGUCGAGGACUCCAGCGAAAGACCGCGAGUUUUCAACCGGAAGUGGCUCGGAGGAUCCGAAAACCGUCGGCAAGCAGACAACCGAUGUUAAGGAACAGGAAAAUCUAGAAUCUUGCAAAGGUGCUGACAAUAUGCCGGAGCUCGAGAACUAUGACGAAUUUGACGACGAGCAAAUCACUCUGGAUUUGAGCGAACCACCGCCGGAAGUCAUGGAAUACUCUAGAAGAGAAUUAGGAGAAACCGAGGAGGUCAAGUGUCAGACGCUGCAGGAGUUCCGCGAUAUGAUCUAUGAGAGAGGGGAAUGUUUACCACACAGGAUGGACGACGCUUUUCUCAUUAGAUUUCUUCGCGCGAGAAACUUUAACAUAAAGAGUGCGCAUAAGCUGAUAGUGAAUUACUACAACUUCAAAGAGGAACAUCCGGAGAUCCAUCAGCAGUUGAACUCGACCGAGAUGAGGUACAUAGGUGAAGAUGACGUAAUCACGGUACCACCGUAUAGAACUCAAUGCGGUAGACGUUUAAUGAUCUAUCGUUUUGGCAAUUGGGAUCCGCGUAAAUAUCCUGCUGAGAUGCUGUUCAAGGCCACAGUUGGAAUCCUCGAAAUCGGCAUGCUUGAACCCAGACAACAAAUCAUGGGUGGUAUCGCUAUUUUCGAUUUAAAGGAUAUCUCCAUGACACAUGCAUGGUCCGUGACGCCUCAGGUGGCAAGCAUGAUGUUGUCUGUGAUGGUAACUGCGUUCCCCAUUAGAAUUCACGCACUGCACAUCCUUAAUCAGUCGUGGGUCUUCGACGCGAUCUUCGCGGUCUUCAAACCGUUGCUCGAUGCCAACAUGCGAAACAAGCUGUUUUUCCACGGUAAUAAUUACGAGAGUCUGCACAAACACAUCUUGCCCCAAUACCUGCCGAAGGUAUACGGGGGCGUGAGGAAAGAGCUGCCCUACUAUAAAUGGAUUCAAUCCAUAAUCGAAGAUCCGAAAAUCGUCGAGGAGAUGAAUAAAAUGGGAUACGUUGUUACGGACGAGAUUCGCGACUCCUUCUCAUGAGUAAAGUCGAAUUCUGAGAGAGGGGAGCUUCAGGAAAAUUUUAAAACUUGCAUGAUAUUUUUUAUAC